Messenger RNA from Aaosphaeria arxii CBS 175.79, 759 nucleotides. RefSeq lists its product as uncharacterized. Lineage: Eukaryota; Fungi; Ascomycota; Dothideomycetes; Pleosporales. Bases 1 to 759 code for a protein of 252 amino acids. The transcript has 2 exons. The record is from RefSeq and is a predicted model, not a curated record.
AUGGCUCUCCGUACACGACUUCGUCGAGCGUUUACUCGCGGCUCUUCAGAUGAAGGCUCUGGCGGUCCUCUUAGCAGAAUCACCUCAAGAUCUUCUAAAAAGGACAAACCAAAGCCAGACCCAAAUGUAUAUCAGCCAGGCGAGAAGAUGCCUCCUAUGAAAUACCGCAGGCCCGUGGACCCUAUACACAAAAAGAAUCUCGAAGCCUUCAAUUGGGCGACUUCUUGGCGACGGAAGAGUGACCCCAGUGUUUACUCGCCCAUGGGAAGUCGCAUGCCCAGUCGGAAGAACAGCCACACUACACUAGGGAGACGGAGCAUCGGCGGCAGGAAGACGAGUUCACGAGCGGAUGACUCUGCUGUGGAUAGUGGCUUUGGAGGCAGCAUUUCCGGAGACACAGAUCACCCAAGUCUACUUAGAGAGGGUAGCGAGGAGGAGGGCGAUGUCACUAAUGUUGGCCUUUCACGACCGCCUACAAAUGACCGGCCUCGCAAAUCCUCCUCCAUCCACGGCCGCCGCUCCCAUUCUAUACACCGUACCCUUUCAAAUAGAUCCGGAGGAUCACGUCCUCCCACUAAAGAUGGUGCCAUACGUCGGUCAGGUUCUUCUCGAGGAGAACCAUUCACCCCAGCGGAACUCGAGCUGGCUCUCAAACGCUCCCACCUAGAAACUCCGAAGGAAGAAUCCGACCGAAGCGGAGAUGGAAGCCCGAACACUCCCUCCAACGGCCAACUAAAGCUGAACCGUCAGAGCAUUUAA